Molecule: messenger RNA, 1991 nt
Organism: Lepus europaeus (European hare)
Lineage: Eukaryota; Metazoa; Chordata; Mammalia; Lagomorpha; Leporidae
Gene: SMIM19
Product: small integral membrane protein 19
Exons: 5
Coding region: 622-945 (107 amino acids)
Source: RefSeq, a predicted model, not a curated record
GCCCGGGCUGCGGGUUGUAUAUAAAGACGGCCCGGGUGCUGCCAGCCCGAGUUUCUGUCAGAAAAGAAGGUUCUCGAAGAGAGACCACAUCGAGGCCAGGAGCCCCGAACUGCUGAGGCUGGGACCCCGGGGUCCCCCACCCCCGAAAAGCGGCGUCUCUCAACCCAGCCCCGUUUGCCAGCAUUUUGACGUUUUCUCCUCAGAGCGUCAAGUUUACUCGGGGGCGUAACACAGGUCAUCCUGGCAUCUCCUGGCUUGACAGGAAACCAAAAAAAAAAAUUAAAAAGUGGGAAAAGGUCAAUUUUCUCGAAAGAGCCCCAAGUGACACUCCCCAGCGCGUGACCGGCUGUGCUGGCGAUCCUGCUGAAACAUUAACCUGACAGGAGUGACCGUGGUGACACCCGUGGGCGUUUUAGCCUGGACGCCACAGGAGGGCCUUGGUGGUAUGCGGUGUGGUCACCGUGCACAGAAUCAAAGACUGGCGUGUUUGCGGCAGGAGGAAGUGGAGCUCGGGGGUUGAGCAUAUACCACUCACUGAGUGGCGCACGAGCAAGAAAGCAGCCCGGUUCCUAUCCAUUCAGACAUUAGAAAAUAGGAAAGACUUCUGUGAUUUGUCAGCCCAUGGCUGCCAGUUUCGGAGUGAUGGGUGAUGACGGCUCUAUUGAUUACACGGUACAUGAGGCCUGGAACGAAGCCACCAACGUCUACUUGAUAGUGAUCCUGGUCAGCUUUGGUCUCUUCAUGUAUGCCAAGAGGAAUAAAAGAAAAAUAAUGAGGAUAUUCAGCGUGCCUCCUUCAGAAGAAGCUUCAUCAGAGCCCAACUUUUAUGACACAAUCAGCAAAAUCCGUUUAAGACAACAACUAGAGAUGUAUUCCAUUUCAAGGAAGUAUGAAUAUCAGCAGCCACAGAGCCAGGCUGACAGCGUGCAGCUUGUGUUGGAGUGAGGCCUUGGGAGCAGCAACGGGGAGUUGUUAAACAGCACGGUAGGGAGCUCCAACUCUCUCUACUAAGCCAUGAACAGCAUUUUAAGAAGAACUUCCAUCUGCCUGCAUAAAAUAAUUUCAUUUGGGACUUUACAUGUUUUUGGGGUGUGUAUGUGUGUGUGCUAAGUUUUACUGUUUCAGAUUUGCAUCUGCCAGCCAUCUGUUAGACAAAUACAGCUGGCUCAGAGGGCCUGAACACCGGGAGCCGCACAUGGCCAGGAAGACGCAGCAGCCACAUGCAGAGCCCGCGGCGGGAGCACCCUCAGACUCUACAGCAUAGUCGAUCCGUAAUAGAAGCAUCUUUGGAUGCAAGAAUCCUGGAGCUUCUGCCACUUAGAUUAGAAUAUAUUUUACAAAAUUAAAAAAAAUGGAAGUCCAGCCAUCGGGAUAACUUCCUCUUAGAUUCUGUUCUGUGAUGAUUGUAUCCGUAGCAGACUGAUUUGUGUUCUCUGCUGGUGAUGACUGUAUCCGAGAUCCUCAGAGCUCGCACGCACACUGUCUUCCUACAUCGCGAAGCGUCCCCUUCUGCUCACUUCAGAAGCUCUCUGUAACUGGAUUUUUUUCUUCCAUAAAUGUGAUCCUGGGAGUUUCUGUUUUGUUUUUUAAUCCCUUAGUUUAAUUUCUACCAGAUGGAUCUUCUUCAGAAGUGGACACUCCUGUAUUGGUGUUGGCAACCUGCUUUUCGGUCAAUUUAUCAUCAUUGUUUAAUGUUACUAUCUGGUUACUUCUACGCCUUUAACAUGAUAAGCUUUUCUGAAGACUCUCAGGUCUUGUCCCAUUUUGUGCUAUACAAAAAAUGAUUUUUUUUUAUUUAAAUAAAAGUGACUAGAGAUACUUGUAGGAAGUUCAACGGUCAAUCAGUUUUUCAAGUAAAACUAUUCUUAAUUCUAAAAGUUAAUCAUUUCAAGUAUUAUUUGCUUUUCUCUUUAUUACUGUGAAAUUGAAGAAUAUAAAUUUUAAAUGAAAAUUAAGGUUUAGGCCAAAUAAAAUUAUUCAAGGAAUUUGAA